AUGUUAACAAACAUUCUCCUAUUGUCUCUUCAAAUCAGUCUCCUGGGAACCAGCCUUGGUGGGAACAUUCUGAUUUGGCCAAUGGAAGGUAGUCAUUGGUUAAAUGUUAAAAUAAUUAUAGAUGCACUCAUUGAAAAAGAGCAUAAUGUGACUGUCCUGGUUGCUUCUGGUGCUCUUUUUAUCACACCAACGUCAAACCCAUCUCUGACAUUUGAAAUAUAUGAAGUGCCCUUUGAGAAAGAAAGAAUAGCAGAAGUGAUCAGAAAUUUUGUUUGGACAUGGCUGGAGAAUCGACCGUCUCCUUCAACCAUGUGGACCUUCUAUCACGAGAUGGCCAAAGUCAUCAAAGACUUCCACAUAGUGUCUAAAGAGCUCUGCGAUGGUGUUCUUAAAAAUGGAAAACUGAUGGAAAAGCUGAAGAAAGGAAAGUUUGAAGUCCUGUUGUCUGACCCAGUAUUUCCCUGUGGCGAUAUAAUAGCAAUAAAACUUGGAAUUCCUUUUAUCUAUUCCUUGAGGUUUUCCCCUGCUUCAACAGUCGAAAAGCACUGUGGAAAGGUGCCAUACCCCCCUUCCUAUGUCCCUGCCAUUCUCUCAGAACUCACAGACCAGAUGUCUUUUGCCGAUAGAGUAAGAAAUUUCAUCUCCUACCAUCUACAAGACUACAUCUUUGAAACUCUCUGGAAACAAUGGGACUCCUACUACAGUACGGCUUUAGGAAGACCCACUACAUUGUGUGAGACUAUGGGCAAAGCUGAGAUUUGGCUAAUUCGGACGUACUGGGAUUUUGAAUUUCCUCGUCCAUACUUACCUAAUUUUGAGUUUGUUGGAGGAUUGCACUGUAAACCUGCCAAACCUUUACCUAAGGGAUAUUAUGGUAAUCAUAUCCUCAGGAAAGAAGAAGGUGGCCUCUCAAGCUACGAUCAAGAUUAG
Molecule: messenger RNA, 930 nt
Organism: Dipodomys ordii (Ord's kangaroo rat)
Lineage: Eukaryota; Metazoa; Chordata; Mammalia; Rodentia; Heteromyidae
Gene: Ugt2a1
Product: UDP glucuronosyltransferase 2 family, polypeptide A1, complex locus
Exons: 3
Coding region: 1-930 (309 amino acids)
Molecular function (GO): UDP-glycosyltransferase activity
Source: RefSeq, a predicted model, not a curated record